Molecule: messenger RNA, 1020 nt
Organism: Tetrapisispora phaffii CBS 4417
Lineage: Eukaryota; Fungi; Ascomycota; Saccharomycetes; Saccharomycetales; Saccharomycetaceae
Gene: ADO1
Product: adenosine kinase
Exons: 1
Coding region: 1-1020 (339 amino acids)
Biological process (GO): purine ribonucleoside salvage
Cellular component (GO): cytosol; nucleus
Molecular function (GO): adenosine kinase activity
Source: RefSeq, a predicted model, not a curated record
AUGUUUCAAGAAAAGCUAGUUGUUUUAUGUAAUCCUUUGUUGGAUAUCCAAGCCACUGUCGAUGCUGAGUAUCUAAAGAAGUACGAUUUGAAGGCCAAUGAUGCCAUUUUAGUCGAUGCCAAAUCUGGUGAUAAGAAGAUGGCCAUCUACGAUGAGUUAGCUAGUUAUCCAGACGUUAAAUACAUUGCUGGUGGUGCUGGUCAAAAUUCAGCAAGAGGUGCUGCUUAUAUUUUAGGUAAAGGUAAGGUUGCUUAUUUUGGUUCUGUUGGCAAGGACAAAUAUGCUGAGAAAUUAGCUGCUGAAAAUGCAGCUGCUGGUGUUACUUCUUUAUAUCAGGUCCAAGAAGAUGCAGGUACUGGUAAGUGUGCUGCUUUAAUUACGAACUUCGACAGAUCUUUGGUUACAGACUUAAGUGCUGCUAAUUUAUUUACUCCAGAUCAUUUGGACAAGAAUUGGUCUGUUGUUGAAAAUGCUGAAAUUUUUUACAUUGGUGGUUUCCAUUUGACUGUCUCCCCAGAAUCUAUUAUUAAAUUAGGUAAGCACGCCAAAGAAACCGGUAAACAAUUCAUCUUAAACUUGAGUGCUCCGUUCAUUCCUCAAUUUUUCAAGGAUGCUUUGAAAGAGGUUUUACCAUAUACCACUAUGGUUAUUGCCAAUGAAGCUGAAGCUGAAGCGUAUGCAGAAGCUUUUGAACUAAAAUGUUCUAAAACUGAUUUGGAAGCCAUUGCCAAGGAAAUAGUAGGUGACUCUAAAAAGACUGUUAUUUUCACACAUGGUCUAGAACCAACUGUUGUGGUCACUUCAGAAGGAUCUCAAACUUUCCCAGUCAAGGCAUUAGAAAGCUCUAAAAUUGUUGACACCAACGGUGCUGGUGAUGCUUUCGCCGCUGGUUUCUUAGCUGCUUUAGUAGAAAAGAAGCCAUUAGAAACUGCCAUUGACAUGGGUCAAUGGUUGGCUGCUCUAUCCAUCCAAGAAAUUGGUGCUUCAUACCCAAAGGUGCCACUUGCAUACUCCGCUUAA